AUGUCACCGGUUUGGCGGGAACCUACGGCUGUAUGGCCGCCGACAACAUCUAUAAUGUCUUCAUUACUCAGACCCUAUCGCGUACCGUUUAAUCCUACUGUCGACGCAUCGUAUGCAGCCUCUUUGCGCACUGUAUACGUUCCUAGCACUGCAACAACAUUCCUCGAUACUCUCAUCCGAACUGUCUAUCCAUCAUCAUCGGCAAACGUGCACAACACUCCAUUCUCGCGUCUACCAUCAACUAUAGAGCUUGAAACACACGAUUUUUCGCGCGAAGAGCUCGCUGAAAAGAG
Molecule: messenger RNA, 293 nt
Organism: Morchella sextelata
Lineage: Eukaryota; Fungi; Ascomycota; Pezizomycetes; Pezizales; Morchellaceae
Exons: 1
Source: RefSeq, a predicted model, not a curated record